This is a messenger RNA of Cucumis melo (muskmelon), 402 nucleotides long. RefSeq lists its product as uncharacterized. Lineage: Eukaryota; Viridiplantae; Streptophyta; Magnoliopsida; Cucurbitales; Cucurbitaceae. The record is from RefSeq and is a predicted model, not a curated record. The transcript has 2 exons. The coding region runs from base 1 to 402 and encodes 133 amino acids.
AUGUGUUUGUUGGAAUCUUCUACCCCUGGUAUAUGUGAGGAGCUUGAAUCCAUUGGUUUUGCUAAGUGGUCUCGUGCUUACUCACCACGUAAGAGAUAUAAUGUCAUGACCACUAAUAUAUCUGAGAGUUUGAAUUCUGCUAUGCUGAAGGCAAUGGAGUUACCAAUAUGUUCAAUGCUUGAUAUUUUACGAAUGAUGUUGCAAAGAUGGUUUUUUGAACAAAGAAAUGAAGUUGAUUAUCAAGUGAUUGAUUUUACCAAAACCAUUGAAAAUGAAGAUGAAGAUCGUAUUGGUUGCACCGCAUUGAAGAUGGAGAUGAUGCUUGUCGAUGAAGAUGAAGAUCGUCUUGGUUGCGCUGCAUUGAAGAUAAAGAUGAAGAUCGUCUCGGAUGUACCGUAUUGA